AUGGCUGUGAACGGUUUCUACGUUGUACAGGGAGAGGCGAAUGCGGUUGUGGCGCUGCUCAAGAAGGCACAUCGUGGCGCCUGGCCGCACCAGCAACAGCACGUCCAGCUUGGCCAUUCGUUGUUGGACGAGACCGAUCCGCUGCUGAGGAAUUUUGCCGAUUUGCGUGACGUUUUCAGUUCGGUGAACGAUCUGACGGAUAUGAAUCCGAACACAUUCUUGAGCCCGUUUCUGGAUGUAAUCCGUUCGGAUCAGACGAAUGGACCUGUCACAGCACAGGCACUUUCAUCAGUUGCUAAAUUUCUCAGUUACGGACUGAUCGAUAGCUCCAGCAUUAAAGCAUCAAAUGCAGUGGAAAAUAUUGCCAGUGCUGUGACGCAUGCAAAAUUUGUUGGCAGCGCGGACAGCGGCAGCGAUGAAGUAGUUCUGUUGAAAAUUUUGCAAGUUUUGCGUACGCUUCUGCUCACACCGGUCGGAAGAUUGCUGUCGAAUGAAAGUGUUUGCGAAAUGAUGCAAAGUUGCUUUCGGAUUAGCUUCGAGCCUGCUCUAAGUGAACUUUUGCGAAAAGUUGCUGAAGCAACUCUUUCCGAUAUGACACAGCUACUGUUCACGAGGCUUCCUUCAUUUAAGGAAGAUAUCCGGCAUCCGUAUAUCCGAAAAUUGGUUAGCUUUCGAGAGGAAGCUUUAUUUUCAAAAUCGAAAACUUGA
This is a messenger RNA of Gongylonema pulchrum, 708 nucleotides long. The record is from the annotation of a GenBank genome assembly. NCBI's taxonomy places the organism in Eukaryota, Metazoa, Nematoda, Chromadorea, Rhabditida, Gongylonematidae.